AAAGAGCCUCAACUAUUUGAACCAGAAUCAGAUAUGGAAGAGGAAUGGAUAAUCAAGCAUGAGAAACAAUUGAUGGAAAAAGAACAUUUGGCAAUUAUGAAAAAAUUCAAAAGAGAUAAUGACUUGUUAAAAAUAUUGGCAAUCAAAGAAGGGAAACCACAUAAGCCUGAAGACUAUCUUAAACAAUUAUUAAAGGACAUCAACGAAAAAGAGAGUGAGUUGAAGAAUGAAUGGAAAUCUGGCAAAAUCAAUCCUAAAAAAGGACAAACAAGUGAAAAACUCUGGAUCCAAAUAGAAAACUUGGCAGAAUGUAUCAAAACCACCAAAUUGUUGAAAAAUGAUAAAGAAGACAAUAUGGCAACUGCACUG
This is a messenger RNA of Entrophospora candida, 369 nucleotides long. Lineage: Eukaryota; Fungi; Glomeromycota; Glomeromycetes; Entrophosporales; Entrophosporaceae. The record is from the annotation of a GenBank genome assembly.